CGCUCCAGACUGUCGAACUGUACGUACUGCGUUGGUUAGUUUGUGGUUUUGGUUAAAUUGUGGUUGAUUCUGCUAAAAAGUUUGGAAAAUAUAACUGAAACUUGGUUUUUAGUAUUACAUAACGUCUUACGUAGUUAACUUGUGUACAAAGAAGUCGACAACAAAUGGAGGUGGCCAAACCAGAAGUUAACGGUACUCCGUUGCCUCAGCGGCAGCCUAAUAACCCUGGUCAGCAGCAGCAGGGUGGUGGACCUGGUAAUCAAAAUCAAGGUGGUAAUCAGAACCAAGGCGGUAACCAGAAUCAAGGUGGUAACCAGAAUCAAGGAGGCAACAAAGGACAAAAUCAGAAUCAGAACCAAAAUCGCGGCGGAAAUCAGAACAAAAACCGUGGUGGAAAUCAAAACCGGUUCAACAAUCGAAACCAACAGGGCGGCGGUGGUAAUCGACAGAAUAAUCCGGACGGUGGCAAUGACGGUAACAACUUACAGCAGCAGCAGCAGCAACAGCAACAUGGUCGUCAAGGUGGUGGACCAGGAAACCGUGGCGGUAACCGGAAUCGCAACAAUCAGGGCAACGAUAAUGAUCAAAGCUUUGAUAGGCGCCGUAGUGGCCCCGGAGAGCAAUAUUUCAUCAAUGAGAAGCUGCGCAUGCUGCAAGGGCCGCUACUGGACAUUCCACCGAUUGAAAGUGAGCAACUGAAGUUUUCCGGUCGGAACCGACUGUACAUUGGCAACCUGACAAAUGAUGUAACCGAGGAGGAGCUAACAGAACUGUUCAAGCCGUACGGCGACAUCAGCGAAGUAUUCAUGAACAAAGAGAAGAACUACGCUUUUGUGCGUGUAGAUUACUUCUCUAACGCGGAGAAAGCUAAACGAGAAUUAGAUGGAACCUCGCGCAAGAAUCGUAUUCUGAGAGUACGCUUCGCUCCCAACGCGACUGCACUCCGCGUAAGAAACUUGACACCGUUCGUGAGCAAUGAGUUGUUGUACAAAGCUUUUGAAGUAUUCGGACCACUGGAGCGAGCUUCCGUCCAGAUCGACGAACGUGGUAAAUCUACUGGUGAAGGCAUUGUUGAGUUUAAAAACAAACCAGGUGCCAUGUCCGCCUUGCGUUAUUGCACUGAGAAAUGCUACUUUAUCACAUCUUCUUUGCGCCCAUGUAUUGUUGAACCCUAUACUUAUCAGGAUGAUACCGAUGGUCUACCGGAGAAAUCUUUGAACAAAAAGAUUCCUGAUUUCCUUAAAUCUCGUCAGGUUGGACCACGAUUUGCUGAGAUUGGCUCUUUCGAACACGAAUAUGGGCAACGUUGGAAGCACAUGCAUGAACUGUACAAACAGAAGGCCGAGUCGCUGAAGAGGGAGAUGAUCAUGGAAGAGGAAAAACUUGAAGCCCAGAUGGAGUUCGCUCGUUACGAACAUGAGACCGAGCAGCUGCGAGAACAACUUCGCAUGCGUGAGCAGGACCGCGACCGUCAGAAGGCCGAAUGGGAGAUGAAGGAACGUCAGGCGGUGGAAGCCAAGACCCGCAACGAAUUGCAGAUGAAACAUGAUGUAGAAGAAAUGCAAAAUCGUAUCAAACGGACAGAUGACGAAUUACACCGGCGUCAGCAAGAAAACAAUAUGUUUAUGCAGAAUCAGCAAAUGGGCGGUGGUGGUGGCGGCGGAGGUAUGAUGGAUAAUGCUGAUGAUAGUCGCCGACCAUUUGAUCUCAUGAACAAUAGCGGAGGUGGUAACAAUGGUGGUCAACCUGGUAACAACUUUGGCGGAAUGGAGAUUCGCGACUAUGAGCAUGGUCAGAAUAGACAAUCGCGCUUUAACACCGAAGAUGGCGGCCAGCAACAACAGAACCAACAGGGCGGCGGUGCAGGCGGCCCACCGCGCCAAGGUAAUGCUUUCGGAGGAAAUAACAAUCGCAACUGGAUGAACAAUGAGCGUCGUAAUAAUGAUGACUUUCAGAGCAAAAGAAGACGGUUCUAAAUCGAAAAACGCACGCUCUGUAACAUGAAUUUGACAUUCACUUCAUAAUUAUAAACAAUAUUUUCAACGCUUCUGAUGAUUGGAUCUGCAAUUAGGACUACAAUGUGUCUGUUGAUUUUACAAUACAGUAGAACCGCAAGUGCAUAUUGCAUUCGUUCUAACGAGUGCUCACAGCUCGAAGUCACUUCAUCUGCGCAUAAAGCUAGGCGAAAGAGUCUACAAAGGAUAACCGAUAGUUCUUGAUCUAGUUGGGAUAGUAUAUCCCAGCGUACGUAUUUUGCAGUACUAUUUAAUGGCAACAAAACAUGAUUUUUUAUUCCUAGAUUGAGAUUUACAUAUAAGAUUGAAAUUUAAGAAAUCACUGUGUAAUAAUAAUAAUAUAAAUGAUAUUCAUUAGCAACAAUAACGCAGGGUGCGUACCGGUUUUAUUCUUCGACAUCUGUCACAAUUCGGGAUGGGUUUGUUUAUGCUUCGUGUACGUACCAAAAAGUGUGGGUACAGAUAUCGGUAUUAGAUAAGAGCAUACAGUUUGUUCCACUGGAAACAGCGUGUGGGAAUUUCGAAAGUAAUGGAAACAUGUACUUCAAUUAUUCUGCAUAGUUCAAAACAUGGAAAACAUCUAGUGAAAAUAAUUAGUAAACGGUGCAGUCACCACGGAAAUGACUUAGUCACCAAAUCUUCCCGAGUUUCCCUAGUUACUUAACAUUGUGGAAUUGGCUCUCCAUGCAACUAAAUCCUCGCUCUGGAAAGUCCCCUAAACUAUUCACUUUCCCCGAACGUUCGCCGUAGUGCUCAACGGAAUUGGUAUUGUUUCCCAACCAGGCACGUUUCAUUCGAAACCACACUCCCAAAAGUUGCUUCGUUUACGACUAAUCGCGAAAAGUUUUGCCAAGCUAAGGCAUUUUUCAAACCCUCUUCGACGUUUUUUUAAGAUUUAGCACUUUGCAUACGCGGAGUUCGUGCAACACUGAGCUAAAGAAGCAACAAUUAUAUGAUCUUACAAAGGAAAGGAAAUGCGAUAUUUUAAAUUUCAUUAUCAAAAAUCCCGCUUGCUUUUCUUGUGGAACAGACCCUAAUAUGAUCGUGUUUAGUUGAACAGCAAAUUGUUUAUCGGAAAAAUCGGAAUGCAAUGGUAUCGAGUUGAAAAUAAUUCAACAUCACGAGUGUCCAUGAUUUCCAUAUUCCAGUAUAAGCGUACACCGAUCAUUUCUAUUGUUAUGCUCUAUUCUUAAGAUUAUUUUAAAUGUUCUUUUAAUGUAACCGGUGUAUGAAAGUUCCAAUUCUUUCGUUAAUGAAAUGAAAAAAAAAUAUUUUCUUUAAAAUCGUUUUUUUGUAACAGUAGUUUAGCAGUUCAGAACAAAGGAAAAAGUUUUUGAAAUCUAUUCAUGAUUCAAUAUAUACUUGUUAGAUAAUAACAUUAUACUUGAAACUAUUUUCGGACUAUUUCGAACAUAUUCGAAGUAAAAUGGAAACAAUGGAAUCUCAAUGAUCUCAACAAUUUUCAAACUUCAUUUUCGCCCACCGUUCGUUUGGGUAUUCGUUUGCAGUUGACCUUCAUUAAUGUUUGGGACUCAUUAUAUCGAAGGAUCGCUAUAGAAAUGGACCCCUAAAUUACUAAUUGUGGGUGGUAGGUUUAUCGAAAAAAAAAAAAUUUAUUCGAAAAGAAUGUCCUAGAUCAUCAUUGUAUGGGCAAUUUUAGAAGCACGCUGGCCUUCAGGUGCACCGUCUCGCAACUUAUAGAUUAUGGCUUCUCCCGUAGCCUGUGCAGCAAAAAGAUGUUGUGAACAACAAAAAUGUACGUCUAGUACCAACCAACUACGAUUUAUAUGGUCAGUAUGGGAGUCAGUCAUGUUAGCAGGAUCUAAAUUAUUUUGUAGUCUAACAAAACCAGUUCUCUGAUAAAACUAAUUGAAAUGUUACUAGAUAUGACCGGUGUCUGCUAGAGACAUUAUUUGCUAAUCAAUGAAUGAAUGCGAUGAAUUUCUCUGACAGUUGAUAUUUUAAAAUAGCUGAAAUGUUGUCCUUCUAUAUCAACAGUUUUAAAUUGAUUAAAAAAAGAAAUUUACAACAUUAUAUACUAAAAUAAGUGAUUUUGAAGUAUUCAUUCAUUCAUCUACCAGGAAAAGUGUCUAGUAAGGUUUUCUUUUAGCAGUAUGAACUAUAAUACGACUUGCACUGUUUCUUGCAUCUUUCGCAUUAAUCUUAUUAAUUAUAUACACACACUUAACUAUUGAGAAAAAUGCAGAAGUUUACGAGAAGUUGGAAUAAACAUAUAUAAUUCGUGGUAUGGGCUACGUUUACUUCCUGAAUAAUGUCAUAAUAAGAAAUAAAGAAGUGAUGAAAAAUCAAAUAGUUCUUGAUGCUUGUAGCUCAUAGAAAAAUACUGUCCAGAAUUGUUCAGUCAUUUUGUGAUUUACGAUUAUAGGCAGUAUAUUUCUGAUAUAUCGCACGCAAGCCAUUACACAUUCGAAAUCCAGUUGUUUAUGUCUCAAAAUAUCAUACAAAUAUACUGACUUAGAAACAUUUCGUUCAAAUCAACAAACUACCGAAUUUUGAAAUGCAAGGAAAACUGCAUAACUUUCGAUGAAUGCUGACAAGUACCAGUUUACUGUUUAUUCGAACGUUAGCAAUUUUGAAAUUUCUGUUGUAACAACUUUUAUUAUUUGAAAAGAGAUUGCGUUGCUUAAUUAUAUAAACUUUUGCAAAGAAAAUCAUUUCCCAUAAUUACUCAGUGUUAGACUGCGGUAUUAUUACAUUGAAUAACAGCAGCAAAUGUAUGAUUUUGCUAGUCAAAUAUUAUAUUUGUAGUUAAUAGUAAUACUAAUUUUAUUUAAAGGUAUUUUAACAUUUUCAAUGUUCAAUUUAUUAGUAUGCAGAAGUUCUCGAAACACCGGUAGAUUUGAAGUUGAACAGUAAUCCUGUAACAGAAAAAAAAUUGCUCUGAUGUCUCCGAUGAAACUUUUUUUUUCUCGGAGCACUUGAAACAUGUUCCUCGUUGAUCACUGUUUUUUCAGUUUUGAGCUUUUGGUGUUUGUAUUAGCUACCAGAAGAGAGAGUAAACAUAGAUCUGCUCUCACUCGCUGAUACUAUUGAGGUAUGAACAGAUAGUGCAAACUGAGUUUGCUUGGCCUACUAAAAAAAAAUCCAUCUCACGAAUACAAAAGUGUUACGUUUGCCUUACCUGUUUCUACCUCAUAGUGCUGAAACGGAUCUUUGGAAAAAUUCAUUGAGAUCGGUAUAAAUGUUAAUGUUGAGUAGAGAAACGGAGUUAGCUAAUUUUUUUCCAUUGUAAAUUUUUGUGCAUACCGUGAUGCUUCACAUCGUGGCCAAUGACAAUAGCACAACCUCAAUGUUUUUCUAUAGUUGUGAGAAUUUCUUUCAACAAUGGUUGAUUGAAUCAGUAUUCAUCUGUAGAGAAAACAACAAAUUCUCUACCAUAUAUUUGUUAGUAUGACUGAAAUCAGCUCGCUCUGGAGCAAAUGAUGUUUCUCUACUAUGUUUCAAAAUAUAUAAUUUUGUAAUGAAAUGUUAAGUAAUUCCGUUUGCACAUAUCAGCUCUUCAAAGUUAACGGAAACUGCUGCCUGUUAUAGCUCUAUGAAGAGAGUGAUCCCCUAGAAAUUGUCAACUUCGAACGAAACAAUUGCCAGUUGAAAACCAAUCGUACUCUGAUGCGCAUAAGAAAGUGGGGCGGCCAAGUUUUAUGCGACAUUUGUCUCUGAUCUAAUUCGUUUGCGUGAUAUCAAGAAAUGAAGGUACCUGUAUUACACUAAAGUCCUUAGUUCUGUGUUUAUAUUGUUUGUUUUCGCACGAUUUUAAAGAAUUACAUUAGCUGAAACUGAAUUUGAUUCUUAUUCUCAAACAUAUAGGCACAGAAUUCAAGGUCCAACUAUUUUUGUGUUCCAUAUAAAACUUUUGUACUAAUAAAAUAGUUUAUUUUUCAGGUUGUUUUUUACUACAUCAUUGAACUGAACGGCAGUUUAAAAUAUUUGGAUAAAAUUCCUGUGUUCGUGAGAAUCGUUCGAAUGUUUGAUGUUAGUUUGUGUGUGGUGUGCUGUAUUUUUGUGUGAUGCGUGACAGAUUUUAAAUCAUAUCUCUUGUGGAACGUAGCUCAACGAAAAAAAAAACAUGAACUCUAAAGUCUUUUCAUGUUUGAGGGAAACUACUCCCGCUGUUUUUAUAAUUUCGGCUGGGUAUAGAAAUUAUAUUUCGGGGUAUCUCUUCAAGCUGGUUUCUGAAUGGAAUAAGUUGGCCUGUAUAAGAGUAAAGUUUUAAACAUUGAACAUUUGUUCAAGGAGAGGGUAUCUUAUCAUAAGGUAUCGUACAUCACGAUAGACACAUUAAUGGGAGAAUCUACUCGGACAUUUGCUUCCUAAAGCGAUUCCUGGAAGAAUGAUCGCACCCAUGCCCUUUAUUAUCUUAGUUUCACCAAUAGGCUCGUGUAUUGAAACUUUAGGUGUGAAUCGAUCUAUACUUAUUUAAUUUAUCUGACAAUUGUUAUCUAGAGCCGAAAUGGAAAUAUAUCGAAAAACAAAAUCUUGACAUUACAUUCCUUCUGGUUCAACACACUUCGUAGCGGUUCUUCACGUAAUAAAGAAGCAUUGUUCAAAUACGUUUUGAUUUUCAAACUGUUUCAAACAGAGAACGACUUGGCAUUCAGAUUGAGAGAUACAUUUUGCUUUUUAAAAUGAUUGUUUAAUAGGAAGAAUAAAAUCUGCUUAUCUCCUAAAAUUAUACAACUUGUUGAAAAGAACAGACACCUGUGAUUAUUGAUGAACAACAUUGAGAAUAUAUGAAACAUUGUGUUUUCAUAUAAAUAAUAUAGAAUCGUUUAUCGGUAAAAAUAGUUAAAUUUCUACGAAAUAUUAGGGAAUUUGAAAGACAUGAAUUUUACUCGAAUUAGGAAAUUUACUUUGGAAUGAUUGUAAAGUCAAGUGUGACAAAAAACUUUAAGGUGUUAAAAAUAAUAAAUUCCGAAAGAUAUUUUCACUAAUAGAAAUAUUUUGAAUUAUUUUUCAAAAAUACUUUUAUGUUUACCCCCAUACAUUCAAUCUUAAGUAGAGAUCUAAUCGAACGAUAAUGUAAAACUAGAACAUUAACGAAAGAAAUAGUUGAAAAAGAAUCAUGUUCAUUUAGCAAAUAUCAUUUCGCAGAACGCAUUUUGAAGAAUCACAUCCCAAGUACCAGGUUAAGUUGCUGUUCCGUCCUGUAAUUUGUACUGGUCGUAUAAAUUAUCAAAAAGGUUUAUAUUACUAUUCUGGUAACUGUUGUGUUAUUGAAAAAGCGCACUUUUUCUGUGCAACAUAUAUUUAAGUUCUACCGUUGUUACGAAUAACAACUGUGCAACUAUGCAACUCGGAAUGUUCGACAAUUAUUUGCUAGAGAGAAAUUGAAUAUGCAACUGUACGUACGUCUAAAAUAAUGCUCAAAAACGAAGUUACAUUCAAUCUUUAUUGUGAAAAAACGGACGACGCCCAAUUCAACCUAUUUCCAGAACGAGGGUUUAAGUAGAAAAACAGUCACCUCGAAUUGGAUUAUUUCGAUCGAAUAUAAAAUUUUGCAUUCGGUAUCUCGAUCGAGCCCGAAUUUUUUAUGCAAAAGAUUCGAUCGAAGCUCAAAAUUGGGGUGAGUAUUUUUAUUGCAAAUUUGUUCUGGUAUUAUCUCCAGCAACUACUUACUUCGGCAUGUUUAAUGUGUCUAAAACUCAACUGGAUAUAACUCAUCCAAGGUGCGAUUCAAGUUUUUUUUUUGAUAGCCACAGUUUUGUCAGUUUUGUUAGCCCGGGUUUUCGGUUCAAUGCAUAGGGCGCUGGUCUUACGAGCCAAGCCAGUUGUCGUAUGUUCGAUCCACGACCUGGAAAGAUUCUUAGUGUCAGUAGGAUCGUAGUAGUAGCCAUGCAAUGAUUCUGUACGCUAUUAUGAAUCGGCUGUGAAGUAUGUUGAAACAGAAGGUCAAAUUUCUAAAGGAAUGUAAUACCAUGUAAUUGUAAUUGCUUAUAAUUUCGUCAACGCUGGCAUCAAGAAUCGUCCACAAAUCUUCGAUCCGGUCAUUGUGUGGGGGAGGCAUUUUCUGUGGUUUGUUGCGAGAAGGAGUCCUACGUGUGCUACGAGAUUUCACAGAUUCUAUUUGGCUCUUGAUCUGAAACUGAUCCGGACGUUUUUUUUUUAAAUUUUGUGUUUCAAUCAAUAAUAGUAAUUUCUAAUUUGAAUCAAAGAAACUCGCGCGAUGAGAACAUUUUAAUCGUUUUAUCUGUAUCAUAGAUUUCUAUAAAAAUAGCGCGAUCACGAAUCAUUUCGUUGUACAUUAGACACUAAUCUUGAGAACAGUUUUGACGGCAGAUUAUCUAUUGCUAUGAAAACAAUUUCAAAAAUUGGGAUAUUGAUGUAAGAUGGUUGUUUUAAUACAAGGUAAAUACAUAAUAAAGUGAUAAUUUUUUAUAUGCUUUUAGAUCGCAUGGGUAUGUGGAUGAAAUUCAAUAACGUCUCUUUUGAACCUAGGAACGUGAAAAACGGUCAAAAGCGGAUUCUAAGAAAUCGACUGUAUUUAUCUUAAUUUUGAAUCGGAAGUCAGAUCCAAAUAAAAUUAUAUAGCUAGCAACCUAUGGGAUUGCAGAGCCCUAUUAAUUAAAUCAAGGCAUGUAAAAAGCGAUAAAGUAGUCUAUGCAAAUCUAUAGCAACGAAUUAGGGUUCUCCAGAAAUCGUGCUUUUUAAAUUCCACUUAUUGUUUAAACAAUAUUUCAAAAUUAUACUUUUCAAAUAAAAGUAAAUAUAUUGAAUUUCAUACAUUUUUUAUUUUUUCAAUAUGGAGGCUCUGAAAACAGCUAUUCAAAAUUGUUCGAUGUCGUCAUUUCUUGGUAAACAAUCAUCGGAAAGCAAAAAGCAAAACAGUUUCAUAUUUUGUAACGAAUUGGCUAUGUUCGGAGCUAGAAUGAAAACUUUCAAUCAAGAAAAAAAAACGAAAUGACGGCCAGUUUUAGAUUUUCUACUCUCAAAUAACAAUGAAUAUUUUUGGUUGAUGUUCCGACCGUAGAGAGACAUCUAACGAGUUAAAUGCCGUUUGGUUAUUGUUGAUAUGUGCAAUAGUUUUGGAAUACUAGUGAUACACAGUUGAAAAAACGUGGUUUCGAGAAAAAAAAACCGAACAACGUUUUUAUUCGCGUGCCUGGGCGCGCACCGGUUCUCCCUUUUUUAUACUAACUUUUCGGUCGCUUGUACCCUCUCGCCUAGUUCUAUAUCAUUUCUAAUGUCAUUUUCGCUUGAUGCCAAACCAGUUUCCACCUUAGGUCUGAGGUGAGGACAGAGGGUCGCGUGUUGAGUUUUAAAUCGACCACGUGGCUCGCUCAAUUCCCUUUGCGCAUCGUAUUUCUCUUGUACUCUCUCGUAUAUGAGCAAACUGUACCGGGUUGCCAGCAUACAUUUUAUUAUUUUGAUGAGAAGUUUUAUCACAUUAAUCAAUAUUAUGGGUUGGACAUUACAUCGGUUCCAAUGAACAAUGAAAAAAACUUGUGAAUGUCUGUGUGUUUGGCAGCCUUGUCGACCCAAUUUUGUUCCUCUCUCCUUUUUUAGAAUGCUAUCAGGAAACCAAAGCGAAAAAAAUGGCGGAUGCAUUGAAACUGACUUUGUUUCACAGAAAAAUACAAGACUUUAUUUUUAUCGCGAUUAACAUAUAUGUUUUUAUGUACUAAUCGCAUCUAAACUAAAUUAUCUAGACUUUGUCACGGUAGAUUUAUGAUACAAGCCUUCAAAGCCGAGAUAUUCGAUGAAGAAGUAGAGGUAUGCAUUUCCGAGUGUUUCAUUUUUCUGCAGUUCUUCAGUCAGAAAGAAAUACAACACGACCGCUAAACUCAAUGAAUCAUUCUGAAAAUUUCACAGAAUAUUCUCAAUUAAAUUUCGAAAAAAAUGUCAGGUGGGUUUUUCUACAUUCUGCACCGUUUCCAAGAAAAUUUAAUUUGAAACGGGAAAAUAGCAAAAAACCUACCACUUUACUGUCAUCAGCCCUUAACUGCUUUCAAACCGUUUGUUUGAAGCUCGUUUCGAACCUAGUUUCAACGUUGUUGAACUGAAAAUCGAGUCAGUUUCGAACCUGGUUUUCAUAUCAGGCUUGCUCAAACCCCCGUUUCUAAGUGCGAAAUCAACAGUUUCGUGAAAAGUGUUUUUUUAAUGAUACUACCAUGGGUCAGUUUCAGUUUUCUCAAACGAAAAAGACAUAAGAGUAUUUUCUAGCAAUUUGAGGAUUUUUUUAGAGAUUUUUUUUCUAAAUGGUUUGGAGGAAUCUGGCCUUAAACCAAGAGAUGUAAUUUCUGUGAAAGGUUGCUUUUCCGCAAAAACCCAUGGUGAGUCACCAGCAAGUUUUUCUUCGAGGAAUCAAAUAAAUGAAGAGUUCUUGAUUGUUGGAGAAGAAAUAGUAAUUGAAAAUUGAAAUCCCAUAUUAUCUACAAAACAAAAAUUCUGUGAAACACAUUAAUAAAAUGAAUGAAACAUAGAACUGUUUCAAAACGAAUUCAUAUUAUAUAUUAUAACAUCAGUAUAAUAUUUCCCAUAUAACAAAAAAAUUCUCAAAACGGAAAGUAUUUUUUACGCGUUUGUAUUAUGAUGAAAAAAAAACACGCAAAACUGUUAGUUUUUCGAAUAAGCGGCUAAUAUUUUGAGUUUUUUGUAUUAUUGGGAAUAAGGUUCGGUUACUCAGCAAACGGCCAUGAUUUUGUGGUUAGCAUAUGUUUCUCGAAACAUCAAAACUUGGAAGAGGGAGUGAGGUGACCAACACAGAAGCUCUUCCAGGAAAUAGAUUGAUGUUUGUCAUUUAAGUGAGAUUACAUAUUUUUUUUUAAUUUUCUACGUCUAAUCGUCGCACUUGUUUUGUUCAGUACGUUUUGAGGGCUCUGAUGUGUUCAGUCGUCCUCAAGAUUGAUGGUGAUACUUUUGACUCCAGACCGAUAAAGUCGCUCCGUGUGUGUGUGUGUGUAAAGUGUGUUAUGAGUGAAAGUUGGGAAUGAAGUCAUAAGCUCAUAGGCUCUUUCUGUUGGGGAAAUUAUAAAUGCUAAAAUCAGUGUUUCGAUCAAAUACGCUAAUGAUACUAAUUAUUGCUUCAUUUGAAAUCCAGUGAGACGACGAACCACGGAAACCAGUUCGUUUGUGCUGGAAUGAAUCUGAAGUGAUAGGAUUCAACACAACACUUUAGUCAAAUAUCUUCAUAGAAUUCGUGUCCACUUGUUUGAGUUGAACUUGGAUUGAACGGUUGAAGUUGUUUACCAUCUAGAGAGUUAGGUCACUUCAACAUUUUUAGUUGGUGAUGUUUUCGGUAACCAAUCGGGAAGUCAGUUCGUGUUGUGUUUCAGCCUAUCGAAAUAAAUCGAAAUACGCGAUGCGUGGAAAAGGCGGAAAUUGGCCUGAAUCUAUCUUUCGUCAGUGAAAUGGAACUACAGUAUAUUGUACUGCACUAAAAAGGAUUAUAUUUGAAACGGAUCCGCACGUACGUGUGUGAAUAGCUGAUGUUCUAGUAACCACUUUGCUGAAUCUCGUAAACUGUCAACAAGAAAAUAGGUAAAUGUUUUACUAGCUUUUACUCUACUUACCACUUUUAAUACAGGUUUCAUGUUGCGCCGAUAUGGCCUCGUUAUCGAAUAUUAAUCAACGUGUAUAUUUGUGUAAAACGGUGUAUUGUGUAUGGACAUUCAGAAUUGCUACUAUUCUUUAUCAAACGUAUGUCUCAAAUGAGAUUCUAUAAAAGAAGUAUAACUUAGCUAAUUAUUCAGUUCAUAUGGUAUGGAUUCGAAACUAUGGAACUAAAGCUAAGAACAUUUUAAACUAUCAACAAUAUAUAUAUAUAUAUAUAUAUACCAGGGCCAUGCUUGUCUGUCGAAGCAAGUCUCUCAUUUUCGUUUCCGUUUUUCUUCUGUAAACAAUGACCUUAAUCAGUAAUGUAUUGUCAUCAUUUGCUGGCACUCUGAAUUAAUCAUAGUCUUGAGCUAACAAUUAAAUUGCAUCAAAUCACGCAAACUGUUCAGAAUUUUUUUAUUAUAAUUUACAUCUUCAAAGUGACAACAAAUGAUGUUAUGCAAUAUUAUUCAACUACACAUAAACUCAUAUAGAUGAGAAAAACAUACGUAAUUGAAUAAGUUAAAGUUGAUGAAAUACUUCAUUUUUGUGUUAAAACUUAGAAAAAUUUAAAAGCACCAAAAGUGUGCAUUGUUCUCAUCUGAUGAAUCAAAAUAAGAAAAUAGUAUAUAGUGAUUGUCCUUUGUAAUUUAACUUCCUAUAACUAAUAUUAUUAUUUUACUUUCGAUUCUCAUAUCAUAUAUUUCAUCUUUAUUUUUCAAGUCAUAAUUAAAUAUUACUAUUUCUACUACUGCUUCAGUUGAAAACCAAAUAUAAAUAGUUUACUAUAUACUGUUUUCUUAUGACUGAUGUAGCAAUUUAAUCCUCCACUGGUGUAUGACACUUUGGCACUACGUACUCCUUUUCUAACAUUUAUUCACACGAUAGUUCUAUUACUUGUCUGAAUAACAAUAAUAAAGAAAAAAAAAACAAAAAUACAUUAGCAAAAAUCUGUCACGAACAUCAUCGCUCCCGCUCAAUUCAAACCUGGAGCUCACUGUGCCCACUCAGACACGCCUGUAUUAAGUUGUAUUCGGUACCGGAGAAAGAAUUCACAUUUUUUUUGGAAAGCAAUCAAACUUUAUCAACCAUGCUCUGUGCAUUAUAGCAACUUUUUAUCUGACCCCCGCCGUGAUACCUUAGCCUGUCUCUUGAAACCAGAAACAAAAACUUAAAUGCAAAAAAAGAAAAGAAACGAAAGUAAGUUAACUAACUUACAACUUUCUCAUCGAGAAACACUCGUUUAAUGUUUGUUAAUCAGCUAAGGUUAUCCUGUUCUGUUUUGUGACUAAACAAUCCGCUAUAAUGCCAAUCUUUGGACUCAACCAUACUACUUAUAUAUAUUUCAAAGUUCGAAAUGCUAUGUGAAUUCCGGUGUUUUUGUUAUAUUUCGGCGUUAGUCUUGCACAACUUACUGUAAACAGGCAGAUUUGUACAACUAUUCAUUAGUACUCUGCUCUAAACAAGCACUGUCAAACGAAGAUUAUCUAAUUUAGUCAUGUUUUUAAGGAAUUAUUUCUAAUAGAUGUUUGAUUAGUUGCAGGCAAUACAAAGGAAUCUGUUUCCCAGGAGGUCCUCUAGAAAGGUCUUUUGAGAGCGAAUGAACGAUGACUGUAUAUCUACACUAGUACAACUGAUGAUGUCAAAUGUCGCAGGAGUCGAGAAUCGAUAGGCAACCAGGGCAAUGUUGUAUUGGUUUGGAGAACACCACUCAAACGCACUUUUCCAUCAUAUAAUACGAUAUGAAAUCGUAUAAUAUGGGAUUCGAAAGAUUUCCCACAGACCAGCGUGCCACGACUAUGAAACCCUAUGCACUGAAGAACGAUCCAUGGAUACACGACUCGCUCCAACAUCUAAGAAAACGUUGCGCUCCGUAAUGUGACUACAUGUACCUUUGGAUUUCCUGGCUCUCGCAGUGAGCAGCCAUUCGGAUUCGUUGAGGAUGACGAAAAGGACCUUCGGACAAAUGUUACAGCGUUUUGUGAAUGAAAUUUCAACUUUAUUUACGUUAAAAUAAAACAUAAAGUAAAA
Molecule: messenger RNA, 13598 nt
Organism: Malaya genurostris
Lineage: Eukaryota; Metazoa; Arthropoda; Insecta; Diptera; Culicidae
Product: hrp65 protein-like
Exons: 12
Coding region: 165-1976 (603 amino acids)
Biological process (GO): regulation of DNA-templated transcription
Cellular component (GO): nucleus
Molecular function (GO): RNA binding
Source: RefSeq, a predicted model, not a curated record